Pyrgilauda ruficollis (rufous-necked snowfinch) is the source of this 2284-nucleotide messenger RNA. RefSeq names its product TAL bHLH transcription factor 1, erythroid differentiation factor (gene TAL1). The transcript has 5 exons. NCBI's taxonomy places the organism in Eukaryota, Metazoa, Chordata, Aves, Passeriformes, Passeridae. Gene Ontology annotation, molecular function: RNA polymerase II cis-regulatory region sequence-specific DNA binding; DNA-binding transcription factor activity, RNA polymerase II-specific; protein dimerization activity. Gene Ontology annotation, biological process: regulation of transcription by RNA polymerase II. The coding region runs from base 302 to 1243 and encodes 313 amino acids. The record is from RefSeq and is a predicted model, not a curated record.
GUAGUGUUCCGCUCUCCAUACUAAAUAGGAAACUGGACGUGAUGUGGAAUUAGAGCCUACCCAGCUGAAGCCACCCAACACUUACUACAAAUAUAGCCGCGAUGCGUAGGCCACAAAAUGGCUCCACUCACUUUUCCCAAUGAAAAGCAAAUGGAUUUAGCAGUUUUAUCCCGAUGCGGGUGUCCUUCCUCUCUGUAAAGUCGUAAGUACCUUGAGGUGGGAGGAGUAAAUUCAGCCUGACACUGAGAGCGCUUUUGUUGAAACAGGAGAGACUUGCGGUGUCCCUACUUAAAUAUGACACAUGACGAUGGACAGGCCGCCCGCCCCGCCGCCCCCCAGUGACCCCCGCGAUGCCCGCCCCGCCCGGCGGCACGACUCGGAAGCGGAGACCACGAGCGAGCCGGAGAGCAGCCGCGGGGGCAUGGAGGCGCCGGCGGACCCCCAGCUGCUGCUCAACGGGGCGGCCAAGGAGGCGGGCCGGCCCUCCCCCGGGCCCCCCGCCGCCCCUGUGCCCGUCAUCGAGCUGGUGCGCCGGGGGGGCUCCCUGGACAUAAAAAGCCGUGAGGCGGCGGGGGAGGCGAUGCAGAGAGCGCCGGGAGCCGAGCCGUGCCGCGCCGCCGAGGCCGCCUGCGAGGCUCGCAUGGUGCAGCUGAGCCCCCCCGCGCUCCCGCUGCAGCCCCCCGGCAGGGCCAUGCUCUACAACCUGGGCCAGCCGCUGGCCACCAUCAACAGCGGGUUUUUCGGCGAACCGGACUCCUUCUCCAUGUACGGCAGCAACCGGGUGAAGCGGAGACCCUCUCCGUACGAGAUGGAGAUCACCGACGGUCCUCACACGAAAGUGGUUCGCCGCAUUUUCACCAACAGCCGGGAGAGAUGGAGACAGCAGAACGUCAACGGGGCCUUCGCAGAGCUGCGCAAGCUCAUCCCCACCCACCCGCCCGACAAAAAACUCAGCAAGAACGAGAUUUUGCGCCUGGCUAUGAAAUACAUCAACUUCCUGGCCAAGCUGCUCAACGACCAGGAGGAAGAAGGAAACCAAAGGGGCAAAGUGAACAAAGACUCGGGGAUAGUCCAGGAAGACCUCCUGCAGGACAUGCUGUCUCCCAACUCGAGCUGUGGAAGCUCUUUGGACGGAGCGGCGAGCCCGGACAGCUUCACGGAAGAGCACGAGACGCUGGAUUCGAAGCACACGCGGAGCCUGCACCACGCCAUCCUCCCCGUAGAAGGCAACGCGCAGCGGUGAUGACCCCCUCGCUGCUCCUGAAGAGCCACGGGGGAGAGGCCAGGCCUGGCUGUGCAGCUGCUGGAACUUGUGCUUGUGGGAUUCGUGACUCUGCCUUUCCCUGGGGGCUCGGGCUGCCCGCUCUCCCCAGCCCGGCGCGUUGGCUGAGGACAAGGCCAACCCAGACGGACGCUCGGGGUUUAGGUACGUGACCGUGCAAAGAAGAAAAGCGUUUGAAGUCAUCUUCGUUGUACAGAACUGCUCGGGAUGGGACUCUGAGGAGGGGAAGGAGAGGUGGCUGGCGCCUCUGCAGCGUUCAGAGGGUUUCCAGACCACUUGGUGACUUUGGUCAUCUGGGUGAGACGUGGAGCUCCUCUCCCACUGCCCACGGAGGCCACCGGCGCUUUCCAGCUCCACAUGGUGCUGGAAACUGCUGCAUCACGCCAGUGCUGCAGCACUUCUCCAGCCUGCGGCACAUCCAGCUGGUCUGAGCAGGAGCUUGGCCACAUAUUCCUGUUGUCCGAGAGCUUUUGACUGUAUCUUUUUAAAGAGGUGAAAAAAUACCCUCAGCAAAAGAACUAUUAAAAGGAUUUAGACUAUUUCUUUCUCUCCCCUUUUUUCUUUCUUUUUUCUUUUUUUUUUUUCCCUUCCCUUUCUUCCUUUCUCUUCUGUCUAAUUUUGGAUUGUUUGGGCUUGUUGUAUUUAUGAUGUGGGAUUACUUCCGUUUAACACUGUCAUGCAGUAUCCACUGAAUGAAAAGGUACAUAGGUGUUUUCUGCCACCCCCCAGUCCCUGAUCCUUCUGCUGGUAACACUCAGCAGGUGAAUUUUAAGCCUGCUGUGGUCUCCCAGAGUUUUUCCAGUGGUUUCUGUGGGGCCAGAGCUUCUCUUGGGAAAGAUGAAUUUCAGAGUUGGUAAAGGAAGAAAAUAUUUGCUAGUGAAAUAUCUCUUUGGACUGGGGGAUUUUUAAAUUCAAAAUAGCAAAAAAAAAAGGGCAAAAGGAGUCAAUGAUGUAUCAACAGUGUGCGUGUACAUAGGGUUAUAAAAAGGUUUUUUGAUGGUA